Messenger RNA from Didymodactylos carnosus, 600 nucleotides. The record is from the annotation of a GenBank genome assembly. Lineage: Eukaryota; Metazoa; Rotifera; Eurotatoria; Philodinida; Philodinidae.
AUUCAAGCAACGCUUUUAAAUAGAAUUAUAUUGUUUCAGAAAAGAUGUGCUGGGAGUCUUGUGCGACUGUCACGAAUUCCGUUUCCAUGUUCCGCGGGUUAAGCGACGUUGUCCCCAGCGUUUUUGGAUAUAGACAAUUCGGACAGGACAAACAGUGCGGUGCAAAGCUGGCAAGAAUAGCUGUAUAAAUAAUAGUUGUUAUUUCAUAAUUCUGUUCUUGUAGGACAAUGUGGAACGCAGCAACCACUGGGCGACACUCGUCUCAUCUAUCCGAUACCGUCAGGUGGAGCCGUCUAUUUCGAAAGAAACAAUGCGACAUGGAAAGAAAUAACCAGUGACCUUCUGGGGCCGUUCGGUUAUACAUUUCCCGAUCCGACAAAGUUAAAAUUGACGCGAGUUACAUUUCGUCUGCCAACUAUAGCUAGUGGCGGUGGCAAUGCUCAAGCGUUCAGCAAUUGGUAUCAAUUUGGCCUAGGCACAGCUGCUGAAAUAAAUAAAGGUCAUGGAAGGUUAUCCGCUAGAUUCGUAUCAUCAGCGCCAUACAAUAAUAAUGCUGCUAUUUAUUACAUCACACUAGAAGCUCAUGGUUUUCGCCGAUGA